AUGGAGAUGUUCAAACAGGUGAAGAUUAAUCUCCUAUUAUUUGAUGCAAUUCAGCAAAUUCCAGCUUACGCCAAAUUUUUGAAAGAUAUGUGUACUCAGAAGAGGCGUUCAAGUAGCCAUAUUCCUAAGAAGGUACUAUUAACUGAGCAAGUCAGUUCCAUAAUCCAGCACUGCACUGUUCCAAAAUUCAAAGAUCCAGGCGCUCCAACAAUUUCAUGCACAAUAGGGAAUCAUCAAGUAGAGCGAGCUCUUCUAGAUUUGGGUGCAAGUGUAAACCUUCUUCCUUAUUCGGUUUACUUACAACUCGGAUUAAGAGAAUUAAAAUCUACCUCAAUUAUUUUCCAAUUAGCAGAUAGGUCAACCAAACAACCUCGUGGUGUCAUCGAAGAUGUUAUUAUCAAAGUAGAUAAAUUCUAUUUCCCAGUUGACUUUAUUGUGCUAGAUACCGAGCCCGUUUCAGAACCAAGGAGGCACACUCAUGUGAUCCUUGGUCGUCCUUUCCUUACAAUAGCAAAUGCGAGCAUAAAUUAUAGGACAGACGUCAUGGACGUAUCUUUUGGUAAUAUGAAGGUGCACUUAAAUAUUUUCAAUGCCAGUAAUUGCCCUUUAGAUGAUAAGGAUUGUUUUCUUGUCGAUUCUAUCGAUGAAUGUGUUGAAGAGAUGGUCCCAUUUGUCUUGACAAAAGAUCCACUGGAAGCAUGCCUAUCUUACUUUGAUACCGAGUCUUUUGAUGUCGACAAAAGCAUUGAAGAAGUAAAUGUCAUUCUUGAUGGAGCCAAUAUGCAUAACAUUCCACUAUGA
Cornus florida is the source of this 801-nucleotide messenger RNA. RefSeq lists its product as uncharacterized. The coding region runs from base 1 to 801 and encodes 266 amino acids. The record is from RefSeq and is a predicted model, not a curated record. Lineage: Eukaryota; Viridiplantae; Streptophyta; Magnoliopsida; Cornales; Cornaceae. The transcript has a single exon.